Messenger RNA from Miscanthus lutarioriparius, 855 nucleotides. The record is from the annotation of a GenBank genome assembly. NCBI's taxonomy places the organism in Eukaryota, Viridiplantae, Streptophyta, Magnoliopsida, Poales, Poaceae.
AUGGCAACGACAGCGGUGGUGUCGGCAUCGCCUAGCGACUGCGAACCUACAGCCGCAACGGACGAGGGCACCACAUGGUGGAGCCUCCCCACGGACUCCUUCACGGAGAUCUUGUUGCACCUACCUCCGAGCUGUCGGCGCAUGGUCCGCCUCGUGUGCCGGCACUGGCGUGCCGUCAUCGACGGGCGGACACCGCCGCAGAGCAAGCCCGCGGUGCCCGCGUGCUUCACUGGCAUCACGUCCGCCUCAGCCUACGUCAUCGACGCCGACAUCGCCACUGGUCCGUGUAGGAAGGUGUGGGGAGUCAACGCCGACCCCAACGCCAGAGACGACCGCAGGCGCGUGACCAUGGUGUUCACGCUGGGGGACCCCUCACAGGCGUGGCGCGACGUCCCGGUCUCGUUCCCCGGUGGCGCUACCGCGACGUGCAGCGUCGACGCCGGCCUCGUCCCCGUCGACGGCGCCACGUAUUGGGUCACCAAGGGCGCCGAGAGGGUCGUGUCGUUCGACCACGAGGACGAGCACGUCGCGUUCGCUCCGCCGCUGCCGGUGGAGGGCGGGCCUGGCUACGUCCUCCGUCUAAUGGAGGUCCGCGGGCGGCUGGGGCUCGCCGUCUACGCCGACAGAUGGGCGCCGGCGAAGACCGACAUUUGGGUUCUCGGCCGGCAGUUAGGGUGGAGCGGCGAAGUCUGGCGUCAGGAGUGCGGCGGGGGUGUGCAGCGCCUCCCGUCCGCGACCAGCGCCAGCGCGGGCAAUCACGUGCUCACCGUGAGGGCGCUGGAGCACAGCCUGAAGCACCACUUGUACGCGCACGGAUGCAUGACGCGGCGGGGAGGUUGCAGAGCGGCGAGGUGA